This is a messenger RNA of Ceratosolen solmsi marchali, 2297 nucleotides long. Its product is annotated as Polypeptide N-Acetylgalactosaminyltransferase 3. Gene Ontology annotation, cellular component: Golgi apparatus. The transcript is spliced from 10 exons. Bases 158 to 1975 code for a protein of 605 amino acids. Gene Ontology annotation, biological process: protein O-linked glycosylation. Gene Ontology annotation, molecular function: polypeptide N-acetylgalactosaminyltransferase activity. The record is from RefSeq and is a predicted model, not a curated record. Lineage: Eukaryota; Metazoa; Arthropoda; Insecta; Hymenoptera; Agaonidae.
AGUAGCGAUGUGCUGCACUGGUGCGUCAAUGGCGUGUCCUGAGUCCUCGUAGCAGCGAUAGAGACCAAUGCCAAGUGUCGACGAGGAACGUGACGUGUCAUCGGCCAAGAGGACGAUGCGUCAAUGGUACGUCGAGUUCUGAGAGCGAGCCCCCACGAUGUGGCCGAGGCCAACGAGGAUAUGCCGAGUAUGGCAGAUGCUGCUACUCGUUAUCCUCAUUACCGGCAUCCUCGUCUUCUACACGAGGAGCCCCCAGGGUAACGGAGUUCGUCAUGAUCUCGUACACUUGCAAUUAUCGGAAGGUCAAAAAGAGUACAUCGACAAACGUGGAGUGCAUGUCGUCGUUGGCCAUUACGUUGGCAAUUCAAUGGACUCCCUGCAAAUUCCUAACAUAACAAAAGAAAUAAUCAAUAAGAACAUGUUCGAUCCCCGAUCUUACGAAGGAAAGAACGGCGAUCCCGUUCAGAUACCGGCGAAAGACUUUCAGCUGAUGCAACAGCUCUUUCAAAUCAAUAGAUACAAUUUGCUGGCAAGCGACAGAAUUCCUUUGAAUAGAUCAUUGCCGGAUGUGCGAAAGAAGAAAUGCAUUUACAGAUACGCAAAUUUAGGAAAUUUGCCCACUACUUCUGUUAUAAUUGUCUUCCAUAACGAAGCCUGGAGUACGCUCUUACGAACCGUGCAUAGUGUCAUUAAUCGAUCCCCUAAGUAUUUACUACGAGAGAUAAUCCUUGUCGAUGAUAAUAGCGAUAGAGAUUUUUUAAGAGAGCCAUUAGAUGAAUACGUAACGCAAUUGAAUGUGCCAACGCGAGUUCUCAGAUCGGAGAACCGCGUUGGUCUAGUGAACGCGAGGCUCAUGGGGGCUAAGGAGGCUGUAGGGGACGUCUUGACCUUUUUGGAUGCUCACUGCGAAUGUACGGCCGGAUGGCUGGAGCCUCUUUUAGAAGCCAUAUCUAAAAAUCGAACGAGAGUUAUCUCUCCGGUUAUAGAUAUUAUUAACGACGAUACGUUCAGUUACACAAGAUCGUUCGAGUUGCACUGGGGUGCAUUCAACUGGGAUUUGCAUUUCCGAUGGUUGAUGCUAAACGGGGCACUGCUACGUGGACGUCGUGAGAAUGUCGUCGAUCCGUUCAAGACGCCGGCGAUGGCCGGUGGCCUCUUCUCCAUGGACCGCAGUUACUUCUUCGAGCUCGGGAGCUACGACGAGCGCAUGCGCAUUUGGGGCGGAGAAAACCUCGAGCUAUCGUUUCGUGUCUGGCAGUGCGGAGGCAGCGUGGAAAUAGCACCGUGUUCCCACGUCGGUCACAUAUUUCGCAAGUCUUCGCCCUAUACCUUUCCCGGGGGCGUCGACGAGGUCCUCUAUGGGAACCUCGCGAGAGUCGCUCUCGUCUGGAUGGAUGACUGGGGCCGCUUCUACUUCAAAUUCAAUCCACAGGCAGAAAGAGUCCGAGAUAAGCAACAUAUUAAAUUGAGACUUGACUUACGAGAGCGAUUGGGCUGCAAAAGCUUCGAGUGGUAUUUGGAUAACGUGUGGCCGGAUCACUUCUUUCCAAAAGAUGAUCGAUUUUUCGGCCAGAUCGUUCACGCGUCAUCGAAGAAAUGUCUGAUGAGGCCGAUGACGAAGGGCGUGUUCUCCCAGCCCUCGGGCUUCGUAGCCUAUCAAGACUGCAUAUUACCGCCAAAUCUUGGCCAGAUGUUCGUUAUGACAAAAGACGGGGUAAUAAUGACCGACGAGAGUGUGUGUCUCGAUGCUCCGGAAAGAGAUAACAGGCAUGAGAAACCGAAGGUGAAAUUAAUGGCCUGCAGUGGCUUCGCGAGCCAAAAGUGGAAGUACCAUAAGGAGGAAAAAGUUAUGCAGCAUAUAUCGUCUGGUAUGUGUCUUGAGAAGUCUCCGAGCGAUAACGAGAGUCCGGUAAUAUCUGCGUGCACAUAUAACGACGAACAGAAUUGGGAACUUGUUAGCAUUCCAUGGAAAUAGUCGAUUUGAUGGCUUGGUAGAAGAGAAAUUUUUUAUUUGUAAACGGGCUUACAUAAGCUGAACACUUCAAAAUAAUUUUAUCUUGUAAAUCCUAUGUUUUUAUACCUCUAAAGUAGCGAGCUGAAAAAUAAGAAGAUUUUAAAGACUGAACUAGGUAGAAUAGAUUUAACGUAUUUUAUACAAUUUGUUGAAGUAUAUAAGAAAUAAAAUAUAUUUCUCAAUUAUUAUUAUAUUAAUUAUGUUUACAAUUCUGUACAAUACAGUAUGGACAAUACGAUCCAUAGAUUUAGAGAAUUGAAAAUAAUGGCUAGAAUGUAUGUAC